AUGGCCUCGCAAAGCUGCUGGAGGUGCCUCCUCCGGCCCUCGACAACCGCCAACCAAGCCCCGGCGACCACCAGGCAGCUCGUGCCGACGACCGCAGCCGAGAGGAUAUUGCAGACCAGGACAGUACCCUCCGCGACGUUCUCGACCACCGCGCACCAGCAGGCUACCAAGGGUGGUGGCGGCGGCGGCGGUGGAGGUCAGAACCAGCGUGGCAAGCGCAUGCAGCUGUCCAAGUUCAAGAAGCCCAAGGACAUCGUCAGAGGGAAAACCCCAGGGCCCGGCGAGAGGAAAGCGUGGCGCAAGCGCAUUGUGCUGUCCAACAACAACGCCAUCCCCGUCCACGGCGCCCCGAGGUUGGACGCCAACAACAUGGCGGCUCCUGACAGCGCCGGGAAGGUGUUCAAGAUCCCCGAGGAGACCAUCGACCAGCUGCGGGCCAUUGAGGCGUUCAAGCCGAGCCAGACAUGGGGCCUGUUCAACAGCCCGCACACCCUGGUCCGCCCCGAGACCGUGGAGCUGUGCGCGGGCAUGAAGGAGAAGGCGGCAAAGGGCGAGACGCUGCGGGUGGUAAUAUCGGGCGAGAGGGCCACGGGCAAGAGCGUGGUGCUGUUGCAGGCCAUGGCGAAUGCCUUCUUGAACGGAUGGGUUGUCAUCAACAUCCCCGAAGCCCAGGAACUGACCACCGCCGCCACCGACUACGCGCCCAUCCCCGGCACCAACCCCCAGCAGUGGAUGCAGUCCGUCUACGCCCUCAAGCUGAUGCAGAACAUCCGCAGCGCCAACCGCGCCGUGCUGGACCGCAUCUACACCACCCGCUCCUACGAGCAGUUCACCAACCCCGUGGCCGAGGGCGCCUCGCUCAACACGCUGAUCGAGUCGGCCCGCGAGACCGAGCAGGCGUGGCCCGUCUUCACGGCCCUGUGGCACGAGCUGACGCUCAAGGGCGCCGGCGACAACCCGCGCCCCCCCUUGCUCUUCGCCCUCGACGGCCUGUCCUUCACCAUGCGCGUCUCCGACUACCGCGACACGGCCUUUGAGCCGAUCCACUCGCACGACCUGGCCAUCGUGCGCAUGUUCGCCGACCUGCUCGCGGGGCGCACCGCCCUCCCCGCCGGCGGCGCCGUCGUCGGCGCCACCUGCCGCUCCAACGCCGCCCGCAACCCCAGCAUGGAGCUCGCCCUCGCCCGCCAGCUGGCCCGCCAGCGCGGCGCCCCCGAGGCCGAGCUGCCGCCGCGCGACCCCUUUGGCAAGCGGUACGACGCGCGCACCGACGCCGUCAUGGAGGGCACGGGGAUCCAGGUGCUCGACGUCUCCGCCGUCACCAGGGCCGAGGCCCGCGCGCUCAUGGAGUACUGGGCCGCCAGCGGGAUGCUGCGCGCCCGCGUCGACGAGCGCGAGGUCACGGAUAAGUGGCAGACGGGCGGCAACGGCAUCAUCGGCGAGAUGGAGAGGGCCGGGCUGUUGAGCCUCAGGAUCUGA
This is a messenger RNA of Diaporthe batatas, 1479 nucleotides long. RefSeq lists its product as uncharacterized. The transcript has 2 exons. NCBI's taxonomy places the organism in Eukaryota, Fungi, Ascomycota, Sordariomycetes, Diaporthales, Diaporthaceae. Gene Ontology annotation, cellular component: mitochondrial small ribosomal subunit. The coding region runs from base 1 to 1479 and encodes 492 amino acids. Gene Ontology annotation, molecular function: structural constituent of ribosome. The record is from RefSeq and is a predicted model, not a curated record.